Messenger RNA from Henningerozyma blattae CBS 6284, 2127 nucleotides. RefSeq names its product translation termination factor GTPase eRF3 (gene SUP35). Bases 1 to 2127 code for a protein of 708 amino acids. NCBI's taxonomy places the organism in Eukaryota, Fungi, Ascomycota, Saccharomycetes, Saccharomycetales, Saccharomycetaceae. Gene Ontology annotation, biological process: nuclear-transcribed mRNA catabolic process, deadenylation-dependent decay; translational termination; translation. Gene Ontology annotation, cellular component: translation release factor complex. The record is from RefSeq and is a predicted model, not a curated record. Gene Ontology annotation, molecular function: GTP binding; GTPase activity; translation release factor activity. The transcript has a single exon.
AUGUCUGGUCAAGAACAACAAGCUGAUAAAACUCAGCAAAAUCAAGCUAACCCUACUCAAGGUGGUGGCUACCAACAAUACCAACAAUAUAACCAGGGUCAAGGCUACCAACAAUAUAACCAAGGUGGCUACCAACAAUAUAACCAAGGCCAAGCUGGCUACCAACAGUACAACCAACAAGGUUAUCAACAAUAUAAUCAACAAGGCGGCUAUCAACAAUAUAAUCAAGCUGCUGGAUACCAACAAUACAACCAACAAGGUGGUUAUCAACCUCAAUAUAACCAACAACAAGUCCAAGGCUACAGACAAAAUUACAAUAAAGGUAGAGGGGGUUAUAAAAAUUAUAACAACCGUAAUAACUAUAACAAUUCUUACAAUAACGGCAGUAAUUACAACCAAAAUGCUUACAUGAAUUCUCAACCAUUCCAACCACAACAAAACCAAGGUAUGACUUUGGAAGAUUUCCAAAAGCAACAACAAUCUACUGUCACUGACACUAAGCCUAAAAAAACUCUAAAAUUAGUUUCUAGUUCCGGUAUUAAAUUAGCAAAUGCUACCAAAAAAUCAGAAAAAAAGAAAGAAGAGGAACCCAAAGCUGCCGAAUCCAAGGAAGACGCCAAACCUGUUACCAAGGAAGAAGGCAAGCCUGCUGCUAAGGAAGAAGAAAAGAAAACUGAUUUACCUGCAGUUGAAAAAUUAUCCAUUUCUGAUGAUACUAAAGAAUCUUCAGUUCCAUCAAUUAUACCUUCAACUUCCGCUCCAGCUGGUGGUUCUGACGCCUUAGUUAAGGAACAAGAAGACGAAGUUGAUGAAGAAGUUGUUAAGGAUAUGUUUGGUGGUAAAGAUCAUGUUUCAAUUAUCUUCAUGGGUCACGUUGAUGCUGGUAAAUCUACCAUGGGUGGUAAUCUUUUAUAUCUAACAGGUUCUGUUGAUAAAAGAACUGUAGAAAAAUACGAAAGAGAAGCUAAAGAUGCUGGUAGACAAGGUUGGUAUUUAUCUUGGGUUAUGGAUACCAAUAAAGAAGAAAGAAAUGAUGGUAAAACUAUUGAAGUUGGUAGAGCUUAUUUCGAAACUGAAAAGAGACGUUAUACCAUUCUUGAUGCUCCAGGUCACAAAAUGUAUGUUUCUGAAAUGAUUGGUGGUGCCUCUCAAGCCGAUGUUGGUAUCUUGGUCAUUUCCGCAAGAAAGGGUGAAUAUGAAACUGGUUUUGAAAAAGGUGGUCAAACUCGUGAACAUGCUUUAUUAGCAAAGACUCAAGGUGUUAAUAAUAUGAUUGUCGUCGUUAACAAGAUGGAUGACCCUACUGUCAACUGGUCUAAAGAACGUUAUGACCAAUGUGUUUCUAACAUUACAAAUUUCCUAAAAGCAAUUGGUUAUAAUGUCAAGGAAGAUGUUAUUUUCAUGCCUGUUUCUGGUUUCAGUGGUGCUGGUUUGAAAGACCGCGUUGACUCCAAAACAUGUCCAUGGUACACUGGCCCUGCCUUAUUGGAAUACUUAGAUUCUAUGACCCAUGUUGAUCGUCAUAUCAACUCCCCAUUCAUGCUUCCAAUUUCUGGUAAAAUGAAAGAUAUGGGUACUGUUGUCGAAGGUAAAAUUGAAUCUGGUCACAUUAAGAAGGGUCAAUCUACAUUAAUGAUGCCUAACAAGAUUCCAAUUGAAAUUCAAAACAUUUAUAACGAAACUGAAAAUGAAGUCGAAAUGGCUAUUUGUGGUGAACAAGUUAAAUUAAGAAUUAAAGGGGUUGAAGAAGAAGAUAUUUCCCCAGGUUUUGUCUUAACUUCUCCAAAGAACCCAAUUAAAAAUGUUACAAGAUUUGUUGCUCAAAUUGCUAUUGUAGAAUUAAAAUCCAUUAUGUCUGCAGGUUUCUCCUGUGUCAUGCAUGUCCAUACUGCUAUUGAAGAAGUUACUAUUACUAGGCUACUUCACAAACUUGAAAAGGGUACAAACCGUAAAUCUAAGAAACCACCUGCAUUUGCCAAGAAGGGUAUGAAGAUUAUUGCUUUGUUGGAAACUGAAGAACCAGUAUGUAUUGAAACUUACGAAGAUUAUCCUCAAUUAGGUAGAUUUACAUUAAGAGAUCAAGGUACUACUAUUGCUAUCGGUAAGAUUGUUAAAACCAUCUCAUAA